This is a messenger RNA of Colletotrichum spaethianum, 966 nucleotides long. RefSeq names its product peroxisomal membrane protein PMP47A. NCBI's taxonomy places the organism in Eukaryota, Fungi, Ascomycota, Sordariomycetes, Glomerellales, Glomerellaceae. The transcript has 3 exons. Gene Ontology annotation, molecular function: ADP transmembrane transporter activity; FAD transmembrane transporter activity; coenzyme A transmembrane transporter activity. The record is from RefSeq and is a predicted model, not a curated record. Bases 1 to 966 code for a protein of 321 amino acids. Gene Ontology annotation, cellular component: peroxisomal membrane.
AUGUCCAAGCCAGCGCUCCCGCAGAACGACAAUGUCGCCCAUGCCCUCGCCGGCGCCGGCGGUGGUCUCCUCUCCAUGGCCUUGACGGCUCUAACCUUCCGUGUGUCGCACAGCUACCCACUCAUCACCCUCUCGACCCGCGCCCAAGUCGAAUCGAAGCGCGCCGACUCGGCCUUCCUGACGGCCGUUCAGAAGAUUGUUGCUCGCGAGGGUGUGUCGGGACUCUACUCGGGUCUCGAGUCCGCUCUUUUCGGCAUCAGCGUCACGAACUUUGUCUACUACUACUGGUACGAGUGGACCCGCGCCUUCUUCGAGACGGCCGCCGUGAAGGCCGGUCGCGCCAGCAAGAAGCUCACGACGGUCGAGUCCAUGAUUGCCGGCGCCAUCGCCGGUUCCGCGACCGUCAUCCUUACGAACCCCAUCUGGGUCGUCAACACCCGUAUGACGACCCGCAGCAGCAGCGCCGACAAAGACGAGGAGGCGCAGGCCUCCAAGCCCAAGAAGGCGCCCUCAACCAUCGGCACCCUCAUGGCGCUGAUCAAGAACGAGGGCCCGCAGGCGCUCUUCUCGGGCGUCAUCCCCGCUCUGGUGCUCGUCAUCAACCCGAUCCUGCAAUACACCCUGUUCGAGCAGAUGAAGAACACGGUCGAGAAGAAGAGAAGGGUGACGCCGACCAUCGCCUUCCUCCUGGGCGCCCUCGGCAAGCUGUUUGCGACCUCGGUCACCUACCCGUACAUCACGGUCAAGAGCCAGAUGCACGUCGCCGGCAACGGCGAGAAGAAGGAGGGCAUGUCCCAGGCCAUCAGCCGGGUCAUCAGGGAAGAGGGCUACGCCGGCCUGUACAAGGGUAUCGGCCCCAAGGUCACCCAGAGUGUGCUGACUGCCGCCUUCCUUUUCGCCUUCAAGGACGUUCUGUACGAGCAGACUAUCAAGCUCAGAUCCGUUGCCGCCAAGAAGCGCGCGUAA